Molecule: messenger RNA, 1694 nt
Organism: Didymella exigua CBS 183.55
Lineage: Eukaryota; Fungi; Ascomycota; Dothideomycetes; Pleosporales; Didymellaceae
Exons: 1
Coding region: 491-1660 (389 amino acids)
Source: RefSeq, a predicted model, not a curated record
AUAAAGUAUAUUAGUUAAUUUAACUAAUUGCUUAGUGCUAGUAAAGACUAGGCUUAUUUCUCCUACACCUUGCGCCUUAAUUGUAUUACUAGUAUUACCCCACUUAAUAGAUGUAUUAGAGGGUCUUAGGCUAGUAAACAAUUCUUUAAUAUAGCAAGUGUGUAUAGUUGCUCUAGAGUCUAGGAUAAAGUCUAUAGUACAAGAAGUAUUAUUAGACUUUGCAGAAGAGAAGAGUAUUUAUUCUUCUUUGCUUAUAGUACUACUAUUAAUAGAUUUAUCCUUUCUUAAGCUAGGAUAUUUUCUAUAGCAGCUAGACUCUAGGUGUCCCCUUAAUUUAUAAUAGUUACACUUUAUAGUAGACUUUAUUCUUGUCUUACUAGUGUUACUAUUAUUAGAACACCAUUCUAUUGAAAUCUAAGAAACUAGUUGAAAAAUACUAAGAACAAUACUAUUAGAAUCAGCGAGUCGAGCCGCACCCAACGACACCGCGAUGGCAGCGAUGCAGGGAGUGCAGCGCGAAGGAGAUGGGGGCGGCCAGCCAGACGCGGUACCAACGCGCCUGGCCAGCAACAGACCCAACAAAGGAAGGGAGGAAGGGGACCACCCUAACCAGAGAAAGGAGAUGCAGGGAAGGACAGUGAAGGAGAUCUUAAGAGUACUAACAGAACAACAGAGGAAGGGAGCAGAAGGACUUAACACAGUCACCACUAUCCAGGGCGCAACGCAGGUCGCCCACGACCUCCUGGCAGCUCUCAGCCAGGUAGAAAAAAUUUUCACCACUAGGCUGAGAACCCCACCACCAACGACGACGGCGCAGGGCAGGCUAGGAGCACUACAAGCAGUGCUCCAGAAGCUCAAUGCCAUGGAAAAGAAGAUGGAGGGCACCCGGGUCAGGAUACAGGAGAAGGAGGGACAAGGAGGGCCGCGCACCUGGAGCCAGGUGGCGGCCAAGGGAAUCAGCCAACCCGCAAGGGUUGAGCUGAGAUUGGAAGAGACGGAGGGAACUAAGGGAGAGACUACCCAAGCGCAGCUAGAGCGCAUCCGGGUCGUGAUACCUGACGCGCGCGCGAUCAUAACCCAUCCAAGGUCUGUGCACAAGGUGUUGGUGGUGGUUAGGGACACCACCCGUCGCGACCAGAUCAUCCAAUCUGGCCUACUAGGUGCUGAGGGCAUGAAACUGAUCAGGAAGCCACACCUAGUCAUGGUCUCUAGUAUCCCACUCAACACGCCUAUUAAGAACUCAAAAUGCGCAGAGAACAAAGAGUGGAUUGCCCAAGCCUACUCCUGUAACCUAGGUAUCAGGAUCGAAAGGGUAGCGUGGCUCUACUCCGAUAAGAACCUGAAAUCCAGACGGGACGGGGGCAAGCAGACGAAGGGAUCCCUGCUCAUGAACGUUGGGACGGAAGAGAACCAGAGGAAGCUGGUCAAGUCCGGCUUCCUGAUGGGGGCUGAGUGGCACCCAGCUCAGCUCUGGGACAUCUCCCUCACAGAUGGACAGUGCUUCAAGUGCUGGAAAUGGGGCCACACCCAGUCUGUCUGCAACGCCACUAAGGAGGCGUGUGGGCACUGUGCUAGAGACCACGCCACUAGGAGCUGCAAGAGCACCAAUGAGUUGAAAGCCAGCUAUGCGUGUUGCAAGCAGAAGGGACACAAGGCCUAGAUGUCACGCUAAUAUAGGGCCUACCAAAUGUUUC